AUGACAUCUUUAGACGAAGAUCUUCCUGCAGAUGUGCCCAUGGACGAACUAUCUGAGGCCGAGUCUGUCGACGAGGACUCUGUUCCUCGUCAAAAGAUUGAAAUUGACAACAAAAUCGCUUUGGAGCGUAUCAGGGACACUAUCAAACUCGACCCAUCAUUGCCCUGGACAGAGACGCUGUCUGUAACAUAUCCCGCGGUCAUCGAGGUCGAUGUAGAUGAUGACCUCAAUCGAGAACUUGCUUUUUAUAAGCAGGCUCUUGAUGGUGCAAAGAAGGCGAUGUCACUUGCUGAGAAGCAUAGGUUGCCUUUUACUCGCCCGGCAGAUUACUUUGCAGAGAUGGUCAAAUCGGACGCACAUAUGGAACGAAUCCGCCAACGACUCUUGGAUGAGAGCGCCACAAUAAAAAGAAGUGAGGAGAAGAGAAAGGAAAGGGAGGGCAAGAAGUUCGGAAAGCAAGUGCAAAUGGAGAAGUUGCAGGAGAGAGAAAGAGGGAAGAAGGAGAUGGAGGAAAGACUCAAGGGUCUCAAACGGAAGCGUAAGGGCGGAUUAGACAACCCGGAAGAAACCGACGGAUUCGAUGUCGCAGUAGAAGAAGCGAUUUCUGAUCGUCCUUCGAAGAGGCCCAAGGGUACAGGCUCCGAGGGCAAGAAGCUGCCUCGUCAAGCCCGAGACCAAAAAUUUGGCUUUGGUGGACCCCGCAGACACUCCAAACAAAAUACAAAAGCUUCGACGGACGAGUUCGAUGCUCCCCGCGGUGGGAGUGGGAAAGGUGGGCGCGCUUCGAAAGGCGGAGUGAAGCGACUAGGAAAAAGCAGAAGGAUGUCUGCGCGCGGCCGCUCAUAA
This is a messenger RNA of Fibroporia radiculosa, 846 nucleotides long. RefSeq lists its product as uncharacterized. Bases 1 to 846 code for a protein of 281 amino acids. Lineage: Eukaryota; Fungi; Basidiomycota; Agaricomycetes; Polyporales; Fibroporiaceae. Gene Ontology annotation, cellular component: nucleolus; preribosome, large subunit precursor; nuclear periphery. The record is from RefSeq and is a predicted model, not a curated record. The transcript has 4 exons. Gene Ontology annotation, biological process: rRNA processing; ribosomal large subunit biogenesis.